Messenger RNA from Protopolystoma xenopodis, 996 nucleotides. The record is from the annotation of a GenBank genome assembly. NCBI's taxonomy places the organism in Eukaryota, Metazoa, Platyhelminthes, Monogenea, Polystomatidea, Polystomatidae.
GUGAGUGUGAUUAAUCUCCCUGGAAAAAUCUCCUACUUGAACAUUACCUUACCUAAUGUAAUUUGCUUGUAUGCACCUCAUGAGCUCAGGAUUGACAAAGCCAAACCAGAUUCAUGCCAAGCCCUGCGAAGUCUUCGACCUUCUGUCAAUAUGAUAGUGGCUCAAAAUGAUUCAAAAUCAGUCCAUUCUUGCCCUCCAGAUAGGAUACCGCUAACCGAGGAUCAAUUUAUUCAACUGGAGAUUGAGUGCUUCUCUCGUCCGAUUAUAAACUCAGAAUUAGAGGCAAAUCAGAGCGAUCUUCAAUUACGUCCUGAGUUUAAAGUAGGAGGCUGCAAUGACUCGUUUACGAAGAGGACUUUCUUAUCAUGUUCUUCUAAAAAUUCAAAUUCUCCCAAUUGUACGAUCAAUAGAGCUAUUUUACCAGCUUCUCGUGUACAUCAAGAGACAGGAAUCCGCUUGCUCUCCAGCAGAGAUGCAACUUGCAUAAAUGAUAUAAUUCCAAUAUCCGGGCGAAAGAAAGAGCCAAAUUCUGUAACACUAAGUGGACUAAAACGAAGACUACCUGAAUCAAAAUCUACUCCACAAUCCUUUGAUUCUCUUCUUCGUGCUUCCCAUACUCAACGGCUUUCCUCCUAUGGCCUUGGCCAUCUCCUUAACCAAUCUUCAGACUCCGUUAUGACAUCUCCAUUGACACGCACAUUAGGCUCUCUGUGUAGGAAAGCAUUCCUACAGACAAAUAUUUUGGACCAUUCCCCUGUUGCCGCUGGAUCAAAGUCUUGUGAAUUGAGCAAUUUUUUUGACACCUCAGAUAUCCAGUGUUCGAAGGACACUAACGCCUCACGUCAAUUGAAUUCUCAUUCAUACAACUCGAUUCAAUUUUUAAAUUCGGAUCGAUCUUCAAUUAUUCAGCUCUGCCAAUCUAACGAAAUUUUUCAGAGUAUGCUCAAUGAUGUAUUAGUUCAUGAUGGGGAUAUGGACGCUAGAAGGCGGGGCUAA